Leptonychotes weddellii (Weddell seal) is the source of this 356-nucleotide messenger RNA. Lineage: Eukaryota; Metazoa; Chordata; Mammalia; Carnivora; Phocidae. The record is from RefSeq and is a predicted model, not a curated record.
CCGAAAGAGGUACCCACAGAAGUUUUGAGGGAUGACGGAGGUGCAUUUCAAGUACCAUGGAAACCUCACCGGCCGGGCCCAUUUCCCCACCCUGGCAACAGAGGUCGACACCACUGCAGAUAAGUAUUCCAACCUCUACAUGUAUGUGGGCUUAUUCUUGAGCCUCCUGGCCAUUCUCCUCAUCCUGCUCUUCACAAUGCUCCUUCGGCUCAAACAUGUCAUCUCACCCAUCACUUCUGAGAGCACGGAAAGUGUCCCUCAGUUCACAGAUGUAGAGAUGCAGAGUCGAAUCCCCACUCCUUAAAGUCAGGCUGAAUACGUGCGCUAGUGGGUCUCAGUAAACCCUUGUAUGUUGA